This is a messenger RNA of Ilex paraguariensis (yerba mate), 234 nucleotides long. Lineage: Eukaryota; Viridiplantae; Streptophyta; Magnoliopsida; Aquifoliales; Aquifoliaceae. The record is from the annotation of a GenBank genome assembly.
AUGGUUGAAAAAAUCAUCCCACGGAGCAUUGUUGCAGCAUUCACACACGACAUAUUCUUAAAAGGUUGUCAAACUAAUUUCUCAAGUAACGGUCCUGAUGAAGUGGAAGUCAGCACUCUCUAUCCUGACGAGCCUUUCAUCACCGUUGAUGAGUGCUUCAAUGAAUUCGCUGUCAAGAUAAAAGACAAGCAUGGUGGGCCCACGCCCACCACAGCCAAUGUCCCAGUUGAUUGA